AUGCUCGAGGCAUAUGCCCAAAAAGGGAAUCUGGAAGAUGCCGAGAAUCUCCUCUGUACGAUCCCCGACACGGACGAGGUAACGUGGAGCAUCAUGUUGAUGGCAUAUUCCGACCACGGCAAGCUCAACGAGGCCCUGACCGUGUUUGACCGAACCCCUCAUUAUGACGUUGUCCUGUUGACCACCCUGGUGUCGGCAUAUGCCCGGCACGGGCAUGUCCGCGAGUCGGAGAUUCUGUUUGACUCCAUGCCGGGGUGGACUCUCAUCUCGUGGAACGCAAUGCUUGCCGCAUAUCUCCACAACAGAGAGUUUGAUCUCGUUGACUGGACCUUCUCGUCAAUGCCGGUCAGAGACGCUGCGUCGUGGUCAGCGCUCGUGGCCGCAGUUGCCGCGAGAGGGCAAUUCGAGAGAGCCGAGUGUUUGCUCGAGACAAUGCCCGAGAGGGGCAUUGCCGCUUGGAACACAGUUCUAGCGAUGAACUCGAUCAAUCGGCGAGGAUCCCAAGCGGCGGAUAUCUUCGCAAGGAUGAAGCUGGAAGAGAAUUAUGGCAUGAAUGAGGUGACUCUCAAUUGCGUGCUGCUGGGGUGUACUCACGCGGGCGAUCUGGCUUCCGGGAGGAGGUACUUUCGAUCAGCAGCGCUGGAUCACGAAAUCCCAGCCACCAAGCAACACUACUGCUGCUUGAUCGAUCUUCUCAGCCGAGCUGGGUAUCUAAUCGAUGCCGAGGAGCUCUUGACUACCAUGCCCUUUGUUCCAGAGGCCCAGGACUGGCUUUGCCUGCUCGGGGCUUGCCGGAGCCACAGAGAAAUUGGAGUGGGAUCUCGCGCAGCGCAGGAAGUGCUUGGAUUCUCCAUGGCGAUGCUAAAAGCUGGGCCUUACAUCCUCCUCUCCAACAUGUAUGCUCUUGGCGAGCGCUUGGGUCUCCCAUCAAAGCUCUUCCUUCUUCCAUCCAGUCAAGAAUAUAGAUCUAGAGCCCUAAAUAUUUGA
Messenger RNA from Selaginella moellendorffii, 987 nucleotides. RefSeq names its product pentatricopeptide repeat-containing protein At4g02750-like. Bases 1 to 987 code for a protein of 328 amino acids. The transcript has a single exon. Lineage: Eukaryota; Viridiplantae; Streptophyta; Lycopodiopsida; Selaginellales; Selaginellaceae. The record is from RefSeq and is a predicted model, not a curated record. Gene Ontology annotation, biological process: RNA modification. Gene Ontology annotation, molecular function: protein binding; RNA binding.